This is a messenger RNA of Zophobas morio, 2708 nucleotides long. Its product is annotated as exocyst complex component 2-like. The transcript is spliced from 27 exons. The record is from RefSeq and is a predicted model, not a curated record. Gene Ontology annotation, cellular component: exocyst. Lineage: Eukaryota; Metazoa; Arthropoda; Insecta; Coleoptera; Tenebrionidae. Gene Ontology annotation, biological process: exocytosis; Golgi to plasma membrane transport. Bases 522 to 2708 code for a protein of 728 amino acids.
UUUCGCCACAAAAACUUGAAGUGUCAACCUUAAGAAUAAAUUUAGAUGAUAGAAAAGAUGCUAUUGUUGAUCCUAACACCAACUUAAAAUUUUUAACAGGAUCGGUCCUUGUAACAACCUCUUCGGGUGGAGUUUCCCCCACUACUUUGCAAUUUACUUUUAAUCAAACUGAAGAUGAACAAUUUGAAGAUGAUCUUUAUGACGUUGAGUCGGAUGUCUGGGUUGAUAGAACACCACGUGGUUUGUAUCUUCAAAAAGAAGCUUUUAUUAAAACUUCUGUUGUUAUAGAAACGGAUACGGAUCCUCUCGGGAUCUUAAGGUCCUUGAAAAGUAAAAUUGAUGCGCCUUCUUCUUUUAAGAAUUGCUAUCCGAACGGCAGCAGUGAUCCCAACACUACCAAUUUUGUUCCCGCCUUAUUCUUAGCAGAAUACCAUCGCUGCACUCCUCUUGAAUAUCUUUUAAAAGGUUUGGACUAUUUAGGCCAAAAUCUUGAGAACCGGUCAGGCGCUGCAAGAGAUUUAAUGAAGGAGAACUUUGACCGAUACGUGGCCUGCCAGGACAGCAUAAUUGCCGUGAUGAAGCUGCUCGAAGACGAGUUUAGCAAAUUAGACAAUGAAAAUGUGUUGGAAAGUUUAUCGCUUUCUCUAAGAAAUUCAAUAGAAAAUUGUGAUCAGUUUGUUAGGCCGCUUCUCUACCGGAAGAAGCGAAUGGACUGCAUACGGAAUACACUGAACGUUUUACAGCGCUUCAAAUUUCUUUUCCAACUUCCGCAAAACUUAAAGUUUUCGAUGAAAACAGGAAACUACGGCCAUGCGGUUAAUGAAAUUUUGAAAGCAGAAAUAUUAUAUAAUACUUCGGACGUUCACUUGUUCAAGCUUGCUAUGUCUAAAGUACGCAAAGUUAAAGCGGAAAUGAUUCAAACUUUUUACGAUAAACUGAAGGAUAAAAACUGUACGCUUAAGCAAAGUAAAAAGUUUAUUUCUUAUUUAACGGAGUUACUUGGAGAAAGCGCGGAUCCGGGUUGGGAGUGCAUAAAAAUUCUCUCAAACAAUAUUAUUAGUACUUUGAAAGACGCUGAAGAGCAAAGUAAAAACGAUCUUCUAAAGUUGUCCAAUGACCAGGCUCCUUAUGAAAAAAUAGCUGUAGAGUUUGUAAAUAAAGCGAAUGAAUGUUUUGUUUCUCAUUUUUCUUCACUCUGGCAAUUAUCACAAUCUUAUUUUCAUGGAACCUUUCAUAAAAAAAUGACUGAAGUGGUCUUAAAAAAUUUGCAGGACAAUAAAGUAGACUUUGAGGGUUUAUGUAGCUCCGUUGUAAAGGAGUACGAGUUAUUAUUUGAGCGUGCAUUUUGGCCUUCUGAUGGCACGCUUCCGAGAAUGGACUUAAAAUUUAUUACUGAUCCACUGCCUCUGAUUCGCUGUAUUGAGGUCAUCUUUGCUGGGUACGAAAAUGUCUCUCAUCUUCAGUAUAUCCACGCGAGCAUCACUUCUUCAUUAUUCAGCCUCGCUAUUAAAUUUAGAACUUAUUGCUUGAAGCCAAUUCUUCAUCAAACAUUGAUUGAUAUUGAGGAGUUAAAAAAGUGGGACAUCUUUGUUCGCUUUCUAGAGGAGCCUACUUGGCUCUGCGAGGAGUACGCAUCCAUCAUCGAAAAUUGUCUACUUUCAAUCGCCCACGUGGUCAACAUGGAAAUAAAUAUGCCAAAUUCCCAAAACUUGCAAGUAAAUACUGAGUCGAACCCAAAAGCAGCAUCUUUCCUCGUGAAACGGAUGCUUUCUAUUUAUUUUAGUCAUAUCGUGCAAUUUUUUAGAUAUUACGCUUUUGAAAGUCCGUUAACGGAAGAAGUUGAAAUGUACAAGAGCGAUUCACAAAAUUACAAUAUACUUUUGGGCACUCCAGGGGAGGAGGCAAGCGCAUUGACCACUGAACUCGACACCAAUGGCCUUCACGUGCAGUUCCAGCGUUACUUGCGCGUGGUGACGUGGUGUAUCCACAGCAGGAAUAUAGUCGUGCCGACGCUUUGUCGUUUGUUUGAAGAUCGCUUUGGGCUCGGCUUAGAAGAGGAGCAGCAGAAUAUAAAUGAAGAGUUUGAAGACUUAAAGAAAGAAGCUUUAGAGAAUUAUAUUCAGUCGAAAACUAAAGUUUUAGCUCAACAAUUGGACCUUUGUUUGUUGGUUCCACGUAUGAACGAGGGCGUUCGAGAAUUUGUCAGUGUUCUUCUGCACGAGCUCAUAACCAUUUAUUACGAAGUUGACUGCACCGGGACAAAUCUAACCAAGGAUGUUUUCCACGUGUUAAUCAAAAAUGCCAUGAGCCGGUGUUCCCAAGCCGUUCUGGAUGCGAACGAAGGGAAGAUACCAGCUAUAAAGGGAUCAUCUAUUACUCGUCUUUGGAAUAAACAAAUGCUUAUUGACUUAAGAGCGCUAAAACUAUUUACGGGUCAACACUUUACAACUGAAGCAGAACAACUCUUCGUUGAAAUAAAAGAAUUCCUAUUAGAAAGUAGUGACCCCGCAGAAGAGAGUCACAACAAACAAGUCCUAGAAAAUUUUAAAACAGAAAAUCAAUUUGGAAUAACUUCGUACUUUUCCUCCGUUAAUGCCGGCGAACCCUUGAGCACCGACUCAAGUGAAUUACAGCUCAAGAGGGGAAAAGCUCUCAACCUCGGAGAAUUUACUAAAACGAGACUGAGCAAAUGCCUUGGGGGGCGAUAG